GGUCUUUGAUAAAAAAGAACAAAAAAAUAAGAACGGCCAUGAAGGUAUAUGGAGAUGAGAUGUCAGCGUCCGUGGCACGUGUUCUUCUCUGCCUCCAUGAGAAGAACACCGAGUUCGAGCUUGUCCCUGUCAAUCUCUUUGCUUGCCACCACAAGCUCCCUCCUUUUCUCUCCAUGAACCCCUUUGGCCAAGUUCCAGCUCUGCAAGACGACGAUCUUACCCUUUUUGAGUCGAGGGCAAUCACUGCAUAUAUAGCAGAGAAGCAUAGAGACAAAGGAACGGAUUUGACAAGACACGAGAACUCUAAAGAAGCAGCGAUUGUGAAGUUAUGGUCGGAAGUGGAGGCUCACCACUUCAACCCGGCGAUAUUCGCCGUCAUCCACCAGCUCAUCGUCGUGCCGCUUCAAGGCGAAUCUCCUGAUGCAGCCAUCGUAGAGAAGAAUCUGGAGAAGCUAGGGAAAGUGCUCGACGUGUACGAAGAGAGACUUGGGAAGACAAAAUACUUAGCCGGAGAUACUUACACACUAGCAGAUCUCCACCACGUUCCGUACACUUACUACUUCAUGAAGACGAGUCAUGCCGGUUUGAUCAACGACCGUCCUAAUGUCAAGGCGUGGUGGGAAGAUCUAUGUUCUCGUCCGGCUUUUCUUAAAGUCUCUCCUGGCUUGACCGUUGCUCCCACCACAAAUUGAUCCAAAGAUUCUCACUGCGUCUUUUUUGUUUUCUAUGAUAUCAAGUUUUUGUUGUUUUUUGGGUGUUGUUUUUGCGUUUGGGCAUCCAGAGAAUCGAACCCGGAUUAGAACUGUGGGAGGGUACUAUGAUACCAUUACACCAGAUGCGCUUUUG
Molecule: messenger RNA, 846 nt
Organism: Arabidopsis arenosa
Lineage: Eukaryota; Viridiplantae; Streptophyta; Magnoliopsida; Brassicales; Brassicaceae
Source: the annotation of a GenBank genome assembly